Messenger RNA from Morus notabilis, 2437 nucleotides. Its product is annotated as protein HOTHEAD. Gene Ontology annotation, molecular function: oxidoreductase activity, acting on CH-OH group of donors; flavin adenine dinucleotide binding. NCBI's taxonomy places the organism in Eukaryota, Viridiplantae, Streptophyta, Magnoliopsida, Rosales, Moraceae. The record is from RefSeq and is a predicted model, not a curated record. The transcript has 6 exons. Bases 135 to 1931 code for a protein of 598 amino acids.
AUAAAUUGUUUGUAAGACUAAAACACACACACACACAAAACAAGGCCAACCAGAGGCAGCCACAUAGAGGUUGGAGACAGCGGCAGCAGCUUCUUGAGUGAGUGCUUUUCUGAGGCGCUUGUCUGCCUUGAUCAAUGGCUUUGGUGGUGGUGGUUGGUAGAUUCAAGUUUAUCAUCUUUAGCAUUUUGGUGUUCUGCCUCAUCACCUUAUUUUCCUUUGCCCAAGGAAAGGAGAGGAGUAGCAACUUCUAUGAAUUCAAAUACCCAUUCAUCAAACGUGCAAGCAGUUUCUCUUCGGCGUCGUCGUCAUUGUCGAAAGGAAACGACGACGGAUUCGACUACAUAAUCGUCGGAGGUGGCACGACUGGGUGUCCCUUGGCCGCCACGCUUUCUAAAAAAUUCAGUGUCCUAGUGCUUGAAAGAGGAGGCGUUCCUUUCUCCAAUGUAAAUGUCUCCUUCUUGAAGAACUUCCACAUUGCCCUUGCGGACACUUCUCCUUCUUCUGCUUCCCAAGCGUUUGUUUCAACCGAUGGAGUCAUUAACUCUAGGGCUAGGGUUUUGGGUGGUGGUUCUUCCAUCAAUGCUGGCUUCUACACUAGAGCAAGCCCAAGGUUCAUAAAAAGAAUGAAUUGGGAUGCAAAACUUGUAAAUAAAUCGUUUCCAUGGGUUGAGAAGCAAAUAGUUCACAGGCCUAGGCUUGCGCCUUGGCAAAGAGCAUUCCGGGACAGUCUUUUGGACGUUGGUGUGUCACCUUUUAAUGGAUUUACCUACGAUCACAUCUAUGGAACCAAGGUUGGUGGGACCAUCUUCGAUAGGUUUGGUCGCCGUCACACCGCCGCCGAUCUCCUUGCUUCCGGGAACCCCCAGAAACUCACUGUCUUGGUUUAUGCCACAGUUCAAAAAGUGGUCUUUGACACCUCAGGGAAGCGUCCAAAGGCAGUGGGGGUGAUCUUCAAAGAUGAACGUGGGAAUCAACAUCAGGCACUUCUAGCAGACAAGAGAGAAAGUGAAGUGAUAAUGUCUAGCGGAGCAAUUGGAACACCUCAAAUGCUAAUGCUAAGUGGGAUCGGUCCAAAGGCUGAGCUAGAGAAGAUGAAGAUUCCAAUAGUGCUUGAGAAUGAACUUGUUGGAAAAGGCAUGGCCGAUAACCCCAUGAACUCUAUCUUUGUGCCUAGCAAUAGAAAUGUUCGUCAGUCACUUAUACAAGCCGUUGGCAUUACCAAGUUGGGUGUUUACAUUGAAGCUAGCAGUGGAUUUGGGCAGUCCCAGGACAGUAUUCACUGCCACCAUGGAAUCAUGUCAGCUGAGAUUGGGCAGCUAUCAACCAUUCCUCCAAAGCAUAGAACAGCAGAAGCAAUUGAAGCAUACAUAAGGGGCAAAAAAGAGUUGCCCCAUGAGGCAUUCAGAGGAGGCUUCAUUCUAGAAAAAAUAGCCUACCCCAUUUCCACAGGCCACAUCAGCCUCCUCAACACGAACGUUGACGACAACCCUUCCAUCACCUUCAACUACUUCAGCCACCCUUACGAUCUCAAGCGCUGCGUCGACGGCAUACAAGUGGCCAUCAAAGUGGCGCAAUCGCGACACUUCUUGAACUUCACGCAGGUCGACAAGCCGACGGUGGAGAAGGUGCUGAACAUGAGUGUGAAGGCCAAUGUCAACCUGGUACCUAGGCACCCAAACGACACCAAAUCCUUGGAGCAGUUUUGCAAGGACACUGUGAUCACUAUUUGGCACUACCAUGGAGGUUGCCAUGUUGGGAAGGUCGUUGACACCAAAUACAAGGUUCUUGGGGUUGACAGGCUUAGGGUUGUUGAUGGCUCCAUUUUCACUGAAUCUCCUGGAACUAAUCCUCAAGGCACUGUCUUGAUGAUGGGAAGGUACAUGGGAAUUAAGAUCUUGAGAGAGAGACUGGGAAGAGCCGCUGGUUUAUAAUUAGGAAUGACGAUAAGUAGAAUGUGGGGAGUGUUAGAUGAUUUUGUGGUAAUUUGAUGUAAUUUUGUUAUUUUAUAUGUUAGCAAGCAGUAAAAAAAAACAAAAAAACAAAAAAAAAAAACAAAAAAAAAAAGAGAUUGAAAGCUUGCUUUGCGGCAAUUAGUCCGAGUCCAUAGUCAUGGCCUCUUGUUUGUGUUGUAUGUGUGGUAGAUGGAAAUUAAUUUUUUAUUUCUUUUUAUUUUCUGCUGGGAAAGGAAAAAAAAAAAAAAUUGACAUUCAAGAGAAUUCUAGCUAGAGCGCUAUGAGACUCUUAUUUUGUAUCUUGUUUGUAUUAUUUGAUGUAUGUAUUAUUCAUAACUACUUCUACUGUCCUCCUUCAGAGUUUUCGAUUGUGAACGACGCCUUUUCGACUUCUCUACGUAGAUAAUUUAAUGUUAAAAAUUUCAUUUUCCCUGUGUUUGUUCUCAUCAAUUAAACGAAAUAAGAGGGGAAAAAAAGGAGUUCGC